This is a messenger RNA of Pogoniulus pusillus (Red-fronted tinkerbird), 496 nucleotides long. RefSeq names its product neurophysin 1-like. NCBI's taxonomy places the organism in Eukaryota, Metazoa, Chordata, Aves, Piciformes, Lybiidae. Bases 15 to 383 code for a protein of 122 amino acids. Gene Ontology annotation, cellular component: secretory granule; extracellular region. Gene Ontology annotation, molecular function: V1A vasopressin receptor binding; neurohypophyseal hormone activity. The transcript is spliced from 3 exons. The record is from RefSeq and is a predicted model, not a curated record.
CUGAGGCCACAGACAUGCCCUGCAAGGUGCUCGCCGUCUGCCUCCUGGGGCUCCUGGCUCUCUCCUCUGCUUGCUACAUCCAGAACUGCCCCAUCGGGGGCAAACGUGCUGUCCUGGACAUGGACAUUAGAAAGUGCCUGCCCUGUGGGCCCAGGAACAAGGGCCACUGCUUUGGUCCCAACAUCUGCUGUGGAGAAGAGCUGGGCUGUUACAUGGGCACCUCAGAGACUCUGCGCUGCCAGGAGGAGAACUUUCUGCCCACCCCCUGCGAGUCGGGACACAAACCCUGCAGUGGUGGGAGCUGUGCAGCCCCUGGCAUCUGCUGUGGCACUGAUGGCUGCGUGGCUGACUCCUCCUGUGACCACGAGAUGCUGCUGGAAUAGAGCAUCCCUGGAGAGAAAAUCCCAUGGGAUCCCUGCAGCAGCCACGGAACUGGCAGUGCAGUGCCUGCAUCUGGGAUGGAAGCGAUGAGCUUCAUGAGAAAUAAAACCUGUAC